Messenger RNA from Rotaria socialis, 306 nucleotides. The record is from the annotation of a GenBank genome assembly. Lineage: Eukaryota; Metazoa; Rotifera; Eurotatoria; Philodinida; Philodinidae.
AUGAGAAUUGCAAUACUCACGACCGAUAAUGAUCAUUUUAUUCAAGAAUCAACUAAAAAUCAAGAAUUAAUCAUUAAAGAUUAUCAGAAACCAAAGGAAUUUCAAAACAAACUUAUAAUUCAUUAUACACAUGAGAAGCGAUUCAAUACACGUAAGAGAGACAUGCAUCGUAUCUUUCAAGACACAUUCGCGAAUACUUCAAAUAAUCGAAACCAAACUGAUCGUUGGGAACACAAAUGGCAAAAACACAAUGAAAGAACUGAUUCGAAAGCGCCCACCACAGGCAAUACUGAAAAACAAAGUUAA